UUGUUCAAUUUCUAGGGUUUAUAUGAUGUCAAUUUCGCAUUCUGAUUUGAAUUAUUUACUUUCUUGUUUGAUUGAAGUAUUUUUUUUCUCUUUUUGUUGAUAUUCUGCUGAAUUUGAUGGUAUACAUUGCUAUUAUUGCAUGUUAUUUGUUGUUAUUUUGUGUUUUCAACCCAAAUUUUGAUUUAAGCUUAAAUUAGAUGGUAUAAUUUGCUAUUAUUAUUUGGUUUCUUUUAUCAGUGUUGAUGAAUCAAUACUUACUGAUGUUUUAUUCUGCAAAUUUCUAUUUUAUGCUAUUAUAAUUUCCUAUUAUUAUUUGUCUUCUUUUCCCCCAAAUUUCGAUUUGAUGCUUAAUAGUAAUACUUACUGAUUUUGUUCUGCAAAUCAGCUUUGUUUAGCAAAAGUCAAUGGUAAAUAAUUGAAUAAAAAAGUAUCCAUAAAACAAUAACAAUGCAUUUCAAAUGUUAUUGUGUGCUGCUACUAUUGAGGCAGAUUGUUAAUGUUGUUUGGUUGCUAUUGCUUUGCUGGUUUUUAAGGUAGAUUGGGUCUCUAAUUUUUGUUACUUGAUUGAAUUGCUAUUGUACUAGUGUACAUUUUUGUGAUACUAGUGUAUAUUGAUACUAGUGUACAUUUUUUGGAUUGAUUUUUCAAGGUUUCUACAAUGCCUCGACUUAUGCGUUCCAUAAGGAAGAAAAAGCUAAAACAAAUACAACUAGUUAUUUCAAUGGUUAUUAUUAUUUUGAUGAUGUAUUGGAUGUGGCAUAUGAUGUGUGUUGUUACAAUAAAGGGUGUUCAAAUAAAAGAAAGGAAAAGAAAUAAAAAAUUGUUACGAAUGUUAGUAUUGAGAGGGCUUUAUAUAGGGAGAGUGAUGUGAAAUGCAAGAGCGAGCUUCGCGUUAAUAGAAGAACUUUUAAUAUUAUUUGUGAGAUGCUUAGAGACAUUGGGGGUUUAAGUGGAACAAAAAACAUGUCGCUUCAAGAGAUAGUAGCCAUGUUUUUAUACACGUUGGCUCAUCAUAAGAAGAAUAGGUCUAUUGGACAAUACUUCUUCAGAAGUGGAGAAACCGUGAGCCGACAAUUUCACCUUUGUCUAAGGGAUUUUCUCAAGUUGCAUGAAGUACUACUUUACAAUCCCACACCAAUAUCAGAUGAUUGUGAAGAUGAAAGGUGGAAAUCCUUCAAGAAUUGUUUAGGGGCAUUAGAUGGGACUUACAUUAAUGUAAAUGUGCCUUCACAAGAACAACCAAAGUAUAGAAUAAGAAAAGGAACAAUUGCUAUGAAUGUAUUGGGUGUUUGUGCACCUAAUAUGCAAUUUAUUUAUGUUCUUCCUGGUUGGGAAGGUUCGGCCCAUGAUAUGCGUGUACUUCGAAAUGCUCUUUCUGGACCAAAUGGUUUUAGGGUACCUCGAGGGUGUACGAAUUGUGAGGGUUUUCUUGCUCCAUAUAGAGGUCAAAGAUACCAUUUAAAAUAAUGGAUGGAUCGACAACCCAAAAGUGCCGAGGAAUUCUAUAACAUGAAACAUGCUAGGCGCGAAAUGUGAUUGAGAGAUGUUUUGGCCUACUUAAAGGAAGAUGGAGUAUACUUAGAAGUCCCUCGUUUUUCCCUAUUCGAACUCAUGGACGUAUUGUGAUGGCUUGUUGCUUAUUGCAUAAUCUAAUUAGAAAAUUCAUGCCUACGGAUGAUAUAAAAGAAGAUGAAUUGAGUGAAUCUGAUGAUGAUUCCGAGAGUGAUUCUGAUGAUGAGAGGGAGUUUAUUACAAGUGUUCCUACUUCAGAUCAUUGGACCAAUUUUAGAAACACAUUAGCCCAAGAUAUGUUUAACGAUUGGAGGGCCAGAGGUAGACAUGGUCAAUAACACAAAAAAUGGAGGAUAGUCAAGCUAAGGGUGAGGCAAGCAAUCGAGGAAGAGGCAAAAAUAAAAGGUAUUGGACGUAUGAAGAAGACGCGGUUCUAAUAAGAUAUUUGCAUGAGUUGAGUUGCGAUCCGAAGUGGAAGUAUGAGAAUGGGUUUAAGAAUGGUUACAUGAAUAAGUUGGAAUAGAUGAUCAAUGGUGUACUUCCUAAUUGCAGCUUGAGAGCGGUUCCCCACAUUGAGUCAAGGAUCAAGCAUUGGUCGGAGAAAUAUAGUGCAUUGGCGGAAAUGUUAUCCACCUCAGGAUUUAGAUGGGAUGUUGAGAAGAAGAUUCUACAAGUAGAUAAGUUAUUGUUCGGCGGAUGGGUAAAGGUAUGAACUGCUCUUUGCUUCUUGCUUAUUGAAAAUUGGUCAAAUCAUGUUGCUAGCUAAUUAAUGCAAAAUUUAGUUUUAAUCUGCUUGGCUCUAUGUCUAACAUGGACUUUGCCUAAAUUGCUAGUGUUGAUAAUCUGAUGUCUACAAACUGGUAUAGCUUGGCAAAACUUGUAUGAAAUGUUGUGACAAUUGAUGGCUUUUGGCUAUAUAGGAGUAUAGGACCAACUCGUCGACCUAAGUACACAAUCGUUUUCGACAGGGCAAAGAUAUAAAGAUUUUCAAAAACCUAUAAGAAAUCUGUACAGGGAAAAUGUUAAAUGAAUUACAAUAACAAACAAGAUUUAAACUAAAUAUGGUGAAUGUUGAAUUGUUUGCCAAAUUGAGAAUAUAAAGUUAUCAAGUUUAUGUUUUUAUAAUUAAUUAACUUGGAUAUUUCAAAACCUAAACUAUAUGCUGUUGUCAUGUUAGUAUGAAAGGAUAACUAUCAAUCAAGGCCUUAAGGGUACUGAAGUUGUUAGAAUUGUUUUAGCUCUUUAUACACCAUUAGUUGUUUUUGCAAAUGAAAUAUGAUAAGUUGGAUUUGUGACAGUCUACCAGACAUACCCCAAAUGCUAAUAGGUUUCAUGAGGUUGUCAUCUGUGGUGGGUUUUGUGAAGGGUGAAAAGCUCCUGGACUGAUAAGUUUGUAAGCCAUACCCUUGAUUUGGAAUAAGGCAUUGAUUGGCCUAGUACUUUACAACAAAUGUUGUAGCUGCUUUAUUGUCUUUUAGGAUUAUGCUCCAAUAAACAUAUGUUGUAUUUUACAUGUUAUGACUUGUUGCAGACUCAUAAGAAAGUUAAGGGGUUGUUUGGAGUUCCUUUCGUUCAUUAUGACACUCUAGCAGAAAUUUAUGCAAAAGACAAAACUACCGGAGAUGCAAGUGAGUCGUUUGUUGAUGCUAUAGAAGAUAUGGAUCAAGAGAUUCAUAAGCAACCAUUGAAUGUCGAGAGUGAUGAAGAAGAUGAUGUGAAUUCUACUCAUUCGGACACUUAUUCUUCUACAAGUUAAUCUAGAAAAUGUCCCAUGAAGAUAAAGGAUGAUCAUUCAAGUACUCCUUCAAAAAUGGCAAAAGUGAAGGCUUCUACGAUUCAUUCUUCCGCAAGUGAUUCCACUACUCAAUCCGGAAAACGUUCUACAAAGGCGAAGAAGGCUAAGGUAAAGGGAAGAACAAGGUAGAUUUGAAGAGUUUUUGUAGGAAUGAUGAUGAUGAUUUGGUGGCCUCCCUCCAUGAUGUUUCUAACAAUUUUGGGAAGAUAUUUGAAAAUAUCAAUGUUAAUCUUGGGACUAUGGCUAGUGCAUGGUCUAAAGCGGAAGAAAGAGAGCAAAGGAUGGAUGAAAAAGUGAACAAGGAUUUGGAUGAGGUGAUGAAAUUAGAUGGAAUUUCUCCAUCUGAAGCUUUAGAGGUUGCUACAAUUCUCAUGGCGGAAGAACAUAAGAUUCGCAUCUUCUAUCAAGCUCCAACUAAUAUGAAGAAACAAUAUGCAAUUGAUUUCUUAAGAAGAAGUAGAAAGUUUUGUCCUAAGUUGUUGUUAUUUGAGUUAAUGUUUUAAUGGUUUUUAAAUGCCUUUUGUUUUUUUUAUUUAAAGAAUACUAGAAUUUCAAUGCUUUUGUAAUCAACAAUUUAUGUAACUUUGCCUAUAUCUAGCAUAUGAUAUAUUAUGGUGAUC
Molecule: messenger RNA, 3927 nt
Organism: Chenopodium quinoa (quinoa)
Lineage: Eukaryota; Viridiplantae; Streptophyta; Magnoliopsida; Caryophyllales; Amaranthaceae
Product: protein ALP1-like
Exons: 4
Coding region: 925-1467 (180 amino acids)
Source: RefSeq, a predicted model, not a curated record